UGCUAGAAGAACUGCUUUUCAGUGGGAUGGUACAUUAAAUCAGCUCCUUAAUCCUGGCAGUGGCACAGCUCGCAACUGCACGUCGAUGACCGAGAAGGCAGCAAAGAUGCGUGGCCCAUGACGGAGAGCGACGGCGCCGGCAGCCGCCAUGGCGGCCCGCGUGCUGCGGCCGCUGCCCAGACUGAAGCCAUUUAACAGACUGCAAGUAAUAUUACAGCAUUUGAAAAUGUGUAAACAUACUGAUUCUUCAGAUGAAGUGUUGUUGGAAAAGAAAGGAGGUGCAGGAAUAAUAACUUUGAAUAGACCCAAGGCUCUCAAUGCACUAAAUCUUUCUAUGAUCCAACAAAUUUAUCCACAAAUAAAGGCUUGGGAGCAAGAUCCUGCAACUUUUCUAAUAAUCAUAAAGGGAACUGGAGGAAAAGCUUUUUGUGCUGGUGGUGACAUCAGAGCCGUCACAGAUGCAGGAAAAGUUGGAGAUAGACUGGCACAAGAUUUCUUCAGAGAAGAAUAUACCCUGAACAAUGCCAUUGGCACUUGCAAGAAGCCUUAUGUGGCACUUAUUGAUGGCAUCACAAUGGGAGGGGGAGUUGGCCUUUCAGUCCAUGGACAUUUCCGAGUUGCUACAGAAAAGACUCUUUUUGCAAUGCCAGAAACAGCAAUAGGCCUUUUUCCUGAUGUCGGUGGAGGAUAUUUCUUGCCAAGACUUUCAGGAAAGAUUGGCUAUUACCUCGCGCUAACAGGAUUUAGGCUGAAAGGAAGAGAUGUGCUAAAAGCGGGCAUCGCUACACAUUUUGUAGAAUCUGAAAAGCUACCUGACUUAGAGAAAGACCUGAUAGCAUUGAAAUCUGCUUCAAAAGAAAAUAUUGCAGACUUACUGAACUCUUACCACAUGAAGAGCAAAAUUGAUCAAGAAAAGGAGUUUGUACUUGAUGAACAUAUGGAGAAGAUUAACAGUCUUUUCUCAGCAAAUAGCAUGGAAGAAAUUGUUAAAAAAUUAAAGGAAGAUGGUUCUGCUUUUGCCAUUAAGCAGCUAGAGACCAUUAAUAAGAUGUCACCUACAUCCUUAAAGAUGACUCUCAGACAGCUCAGAGAAGGAGCUUCCAUGAGCUUACAAGAUGUGCUCACGAUGGAAUACAGGCUGAGCCAAGCGUGCAUGAGAGGCCAUGACUUCUAUGAAGGGGUUCGAGCAGUGCUGAUUGACAAAGACCAAUCCCCCAGAUGGAAGCCAGCUGCUUUAGAAGAAGUCAGCGAUGAAUUUGUGGACAAUUGUUUUAAGCCACUGGGAAACAACGAUCUCAAGUUGCAAUGAUCGAGUCCAUUGACACCUUACACAAGUGCUUAAUUUUGUGAUAUAAAAAUGACUAGCAGUAAAGUAAAGCAGUAAAGCUUGACAAGACUUUUAGCUAGCCUGAGAUUAGUGUCUGCUUUUUUUGUGAUCAGGUACAUUCUCUUAAGCUACUGUAAUGACAAAAUAAUUAUCUCUUGUAUUAAUAAGGGGAAAAAUGACUUCAAGGCAAAUUACUCUUCUUACUGCUGUUAGACAGUGAUUAACAUUGUUUUUUUUUGCAUCAGCUGUUAGGAGGAACCGUGCAGGGAGACAGCAUGGUGAAGGGAUGACCUAAUAAGCAAGAAGUCAGGAGACUUUGGUGUUCUUGGCUCUGUCAGUGAGCUGUUAACCAGGAUUGUGCCUCAGGUUCUUCUCUAUACAGCAAAACUAAAAUAUACUUACAGCUUUAAAAUGGUCAACACUACAACGGGAAAUGUAAGACAUGCCAAAUUCAUGAUGCUAAGUGGUCUUUUAAAUAAAAGAUUAGACUGACAUAGUAUUAGCCUGAGAGCAAGAAAUUGUUCUAUUGAUUUAACAUUUGGUCAGUAUUCAGUCUUGCCACGUGAUACAGACAUUGUUUCCAACGUCAUAAUAUUGCCAGAGGCUACAGCAUGUUUCUGUUUGUUUGUCAAACCUUUUUAUUAUUUUUUUAAUGCCAUUGAUUGAACUACAUAAUGAGUUUUUUAUGAUUGCAAGCAUUGCUAGAGCCUGUCCUGGUCUCACAGGCAAAGCAGUAACUGUCUCAGAACUUUUGUCAGUGCCAAGGAGAACAUUUGCUGCUGCUGCAAAUUUGAGCUCAGCCCUAAUAUCGCAGGGGGCUGGAGCUGAGCUGUAUCAACCAGUCUGGGUUCACUUUCAUUUAUAUCCAUGAACAUCCUGAACUGGAAGUGUCCCUGUCUGCUGGGUAGAAAACUUGUGAAAAGCAGUAGGAACUGAUGAUACAGAGCAGUGGAAAACAAAGUAUCUGCUGCUACAUAGAUCCUGUAGUUCUUUAACACAACAUAGCCUAGCAAGUGUAUUUGUGGGCAUCAACAUCUAAACAGUUGGCAAAAAAACCCUCACUGUAUGUUCACUAAAGGUUGCUGGGUUGUGAUGCUAACAUUUACAUAUGUGUGACAUAUAUGUAUGGUUAUAUAUGACAUAACCAGAGCCCCUUGAUACAAUUAUCUUUUUUGGAUGAAAAUAAUUUUUCUAUUGUGCAUGCAACACAGCUACAAAUCUUUGUUCAGUGUUAAGACUGCACGCUUUUUUUAUGGCUAAUCAAGUCAGUAUCUCUUGCAACUUGUUUCUAGUUAUAGACAGGUCACAAAUACACAAUUUGGGCUCUGAACACCUAGGAAAGAUGAACCAAUGACAUUAAAGGAACAAGACUUUGGUUCAACACAGUCAGUUAUCAGCAGUGGGGAAUUAAAAAAGGCAGAGCCACGGUGGAGUUCUCGACAUCGGGCAGGUUUUGAUUCCAACAGUAAUGGUCUGCGCUGGCUUCGGGCUCCUUCCUGCCCAGAAGCUGCUGCCUGGAAACGAAGUUCAGGAAAUUCAAGCAUCAAGGUGAACUUCUAGACUGAGGUGAGCAAAAUCAAGAAAGGAAAUGGCACUUGGCAUUGUCACUAGAUUCUUUAAGAUAAAAUUGGUAAAAUUUCAGCUGCCAUUUAAUGUUACCUUGUACGUAUUUGCUAUGAGAUAGUCCCUGAAUUUAUUUUCAAAAGUAGUUGAGAGGCUUUGUUAAAACCUUUAGGAUAACUUCUGAAAAUACGACUUGAAUUUCUACCUCAUUGGUGCUGUAAGGAAUGUAAACCUCCCCCUUCUUUUUAUUUUUUAAUAUUUUACAUUCUUAAACAAUGGCUAUUUUUAAUUUAUUUAAACAAAAUUGGUUCAUUCCAAUAUUCUUGUACAAACCCAGCAAUUGUCAGCUACUAUAAAUAACAGAAAACAGAGCAAUCCCCAGGGUCAUAGGGAUCAUGCCUUCUGUGCUUGGAAAGGACCUAAAACACUUUAGCAAAAGCAUACUUCUGAAUGAAUAAACAUCAACUUGCAUGUUCAUUUGCUUCCAAAAUUUUUGUGAAGGGGAACUAUCCCAAGCUCAUGGUAACAAGACCCUGUCCAAUCUGUGCAUUUUUAUCAAAUAAAAGUCUUACAAGCA
Cygnus olor (mute swan) is the source of this 3467-nucleotide messenger RNA. It is a transcript of the gene HIBCH, whose product is annotated as 3-hydroxyisobutyryl-CoA hydrolase. Gene Ontology annotation, cellular component: mitochondrion. Gene Ontology annotation, molecular function: 3-hydroxyisobutyryl-CoA hydrolase activity. The record is from RefSeq and is a predicted model, not a curated record. Lineage: Eukaryota; Metazoa; Chordata; Aves; Anseriformes; Anatidae. Bases 149 to 1309 code for a protein of 386 amino acids. Gene Ontology annotation, biological process: L-valine catabolic process. The transcript is spliced from 15 exons.